CUUCAAUGUCUUCUUCCCAACAAAAAGUCCCAUUCAAGUACAUGAUAAUUCCAGAAUCUAAGCAAAACCCAAUUCAAUUCAGCCCUCAAAUUCUCAAAUCCCUCUAAAAAAGAUUCAUCUUAAGGAACCUUUCUUAUGAACCCUAAACUCUUUACCAUUUGACCCCCCAAUUUCUCAAACCCUCUAAAAAGGAUUAUCUUUUUUUUUUCCAUGGCUGCAUUCAGAUGCAAACCUUCGGCCGAAACAGCCUCUUUAACGGUCUCUCAGUUCAGGCAUUUUCUAUCUAAUUACAUGCACUAUGGUCGCAUGGCUAGUUCCUCUCACUGUACCACCAUCCGCAACAAAUGGGAUGACCACUUUGUCAACACUCCUUAUCAUUUCACUUCUUUCAAGCCCGUCUCGCUUCGUGGCGAACUCGUCGAAAAGGGUUCUCGGUUUUUGGAUAUUAGGAGGAACUCCCACGAUUUAAGCAAGGAUGUCGAUAGAGAAUUGAGAGAGAAACUGGGUUGUAAUAGUUUUAGGGUAUUGAGUUCUUAUGGGGACCCACCGGAGGUUUGGCAGCCACCUGGUGAUGGGAUUGCGAUCCGGGUUAGUGGGGUUAAUUUGGGCCGUGGUGGCGGCGGCGGCGGAGCUGGAGGAGGAGGAGGAGGAGGAGGAGGGCCGACUGCUGGUUCUGGAGGCGGUUUUGGGUCGGAUUCAAAGGAUGGCUGUUGGGGAGGAUCUAAUUUGGGGCAUAAUUUUCCUACACCCAAAGAGAUUUGUAAAGGAUUGGAUAAGUUUGUGAUUGGGCAAGAGAAGGCAAAGAAGGUUCUAUCAGUGGCAGUGUACAACCACUAUAUGAGAAUCUACCAUGAGUCAUCGCAAAAACGGUCUGCAGGAGAUUCAGGUAGCGAUAUUGCAUAUGUACUAGAUGAUGAUAUAGUGGAACUGGAGAAAAGUAACAUUCUUUUAAUGGGGCCAACAGGGUCAGGGAAAACAUUACUUGCCAAAACCUUGGCCCGCUUUGUGAAUGUUCCUUUUGUUAUUGCAGAUGCUACUACCUUGACGCAGGCAGGGUAUGUAGGCGAAGAUGUUGAAUCUAUAUUAUACAAGCUCCUUGUGGUUGCUGACUAUAAUGUUGCAGCUGCACAGCAGGGCAUUGUUUACAUUGACGAAGUUGAUAAGAUCACCAAAAAGGCCGAGAGCCUUAACAUUAGCAGGGAUGUGUCUGGGGAGGGUGUUCAGCAGGCAUUACUAAAGAUGCUAGAAGGAACAAUUGUUAAUGUUCCUGAGAAGGGAGCUAGAAAGCAUCCUAGAGGUGAAAAUAUUCAGAUUGACACAAAGGACAUACUCUUCAUAUGUGGGGGUGCUUUUAUUGACAUAGAGAAAACAAUUUCAGAAAGACUUCAAGAUUCUUCAAUUGGUUUUGGAGCUCCGGUGCGUGCAAACAUGAGAGCUGGCGGUGUUACAAAUGCUGCCUUGACAUCAUCUUUAAUGGAGACCGUUGAAAGUACUGAUCUUGUUGCAUAUGGUUUGAUACCGGAAUUUGUUGGGCGAUUCCCUGUUCUUGUCAGUUUAUUGGCUCUGACUGAAGAACAACUUGUUCAGGUGCUAACAGAGCCAAAAAAUGCCCUAUGCAAGCAAUACAAAAAGAUGUUCCAAAUGAAUGGAGUCAAUUUGCAUAUCACAGAAGGUGCUUUGAAAUCAAUUGCCAGAAAAGCAAUAACUAAAAAUACUGGGGCCAGAGGUUUACGAGCCAUCUUGGAGAAUAUCUUGAUGGAUGCCAUGUAUGAGAUACCGGAUGUUAGGACUGGCGAUGACAUAAUAGAUGCGGUAGUAGUCGAUGAGGAAGCCGUUGAACUUAAAGGCCGUGGAAGCGGUGCAAAGAUUCUUUACGGUAAAGGUGCAUUGGACAGUUACCUUUCACAACCAAAAUUGAAGGACUUGGAGACAAGUGGGGAACCCGAGGUGGAAACAGAGCUUCUUCCUUCAGUUGUUGCCAGUAUGUAAGGAUUUGGAUGUAAACUUAGUUGUACAUAGUAAGCUGACAUUAUCAAUUUAAUAGAUGAUUAUUAUUUAUUAUUAUACACAUAAAUACUUGGUCAACUAUCAUUUUAUGGGGGGAAAAAGAAAUGGAGUGAUUUAGUUUCACUGGGCAUGUAUCAUGUAUCAUGUAUCAAGUAUCAAGUAGUAAUCAACCCCAUCCACUCCCAAAUCAUCAAAUAAUAGUGUCAUUGAAAUUCA
Messenger RNA from Gossypium raimondii (Peruvian cotton), 2223 nucleotides. RefSeq names its product CLP protease regulatory subunit CLPX1, mitochondrial. Gene Ontology annotation, cellular component: mitochondrial matrix. Lineage: Eukaryota; Viridiplantae; Streptophyta; Magnoliopsida; Malvales; Malvaceae. Gene Ontology annotation, molecular function: ATP hydrolysis activity; ATP-dependent protein folding chaperone; ATP binding. Bases 211 to 1989 code for a protein of 592 amino acids. The record is from RefSeq and is a predicted model, not a curated record. The transcript is spliced from 15 exons. Gene Ontology annotation, biological process: protein folding; protein catabolic process; proteolysis.